AUGGAUCGGAGUUGGAUAAAUUUUUUACGCACAACAAAUGAAUAUGAGAAUGGAGUAGAAGAAUUUCUUGAAUUUGCAAAUAUGAAUGUUCCGGAUAAUAAUGGAAAAUUCUACUGCCCAUGUGUUAAUUGUUUGAAUGAGAGAAAACUACCGACUGACAUUAUUCGGGAGCAUGUUCUUUGUGAUGGUUUCUUAAAGAGCUACACAAAGUGGAUAUGGCAUGGUGAAUUAAUAGACAUGCCAAGUGUAGAUGUGUCUGAAGCAGAAGAAGUUGAUUUAGAGAUGGAUGAUCGAAUGGAGGAAAUGAUUCGUGAUAUUGGACAUGAUUCCUUUCAACGUGCAAAUGUGUAUGACAAUUUGUGCAAUGACGCAGAAAAACCUCUGUACGCAGAAUGCACUAAGUAUACUCGAUUGUCAGCGGUAUUAAAAUUGUUCAAUGUGAAGGCAAGAAAUGGGUGGACUGAUAAAAGCUUCACGGAAUUACUUGAGUUGUUGAGUGACAUGCUUCCUAAAGGUAACACGUUGCCAACACGCAAUUAUGAUGCGAGAAGAUAUUGUGUCCGAUGGGAAGGAGUUAGCCAUGUUACAUCAAUGUCCACGAUGUGGGGUGUCACGAUACAAACAAAAACAUACAAUGCAAAUGAUGCAAAACUCAUGAGAUGGCAUGCAGAUGGACGUAUAACAGAUGGCCAUUUGAGACAUCUAGCAGAUGGUUUGCAAUGGAAGAAAAUUGAUUCCAUGUUCCCAAAUUUCUCCAAUGAUUCAAGGAACAUUAGAUUUGGACUUGCUACAGAUGGAAUGAAUCCAUAUGUGGAUAUAGCACUAAGGGUCACAAAGCAUGCCCUAUAUGUGAAGAAGGCACAUGUCACCAUCAACUACAACAUGGAAGGAAAACAAUAUCUUGGACAUCGAAGAUUUCUUAGUACAAACCAUCCAUAUCGUAAAUUGAAGAAAGCAUUUAAUGGGUGUCAAGAAAAUGAAUUAGCUCCAAUGGUUUUAAGUGGGUCACAAGUAUAUGAGCGUGUGAAAGACAUUGGGGAUGUGUUUGGAAAGAUGAAAAAUAAAGGCACUUCAAGCAACAUAUGGAAGAAAAAGUCAAUUUUCUUUGAUCUCCCAUAUUGGAGGGUGCUUGAUGUGAGACAUUGUAUAGAUGUUAUGCAUGUAGAGAAAAAUGUGUGUGAUAGUAUUAUCGGAACACUCCUCAAUAUUCAAGGCAAGACGAAAGAUGGUCUAAAUGCUCGUUUGGACUUAGUUGAAAUGGGUAUAAGAGAACAAUUAGCUCCACAAUCACAUGGUAAGCGAACAUACUUGCCUCCAGCAUGUCACACAUUGUCUAAACAAGAGAAAGAAGUUUUUGUGAGAUUUUACAAGGUGUGA
This is a messenger RNA of Vigna unguiculata (cowpea), 1377 nucleotides long. RefSeq lists its product as uncharacterized. The record is from RefSeq and is a predicted model, not a curated record. Lineage: Eukaryota; Viridiplantae; Streptophyta; Magnoliopsida; Fabales; Fabaceae.